This is a messenger RNA of Camellia sinensis, 385 nucleotides long. NCBI's taxonomy places the organism in Eukaryota, Viridiplantae, Streptophyta, Magnoliopsida, Ericales, Theaceae. The record is from RefSeq and is a predicted model, not a curated record.
GCUAAAAAUUGACUUUCUGAUGCUUCCUUCUCUCAUUUCUUUGCAUGCAGAUGUUGUAGCUUUGGUUGUAUUGAUAUCUCAUGCAGAUCAAAUAAAUGACCUACUUUUUGGUCAUGAGAGUGCUUUAAAAGGGUCACGCAAAGAUGCUGUCAUCAUUCUCCAUUCAACCAUACUACCUGCUCAUAUACAGAAGCUCGAGAAGCGACUCACAGAGGAUUUGGAGAGAGUUUUUGUAGUUGAUAUAUAUGUCUCUAAGGGAAUGUCAGAGGUUUUGAAUGGCAAAAUAAUGAUUAUUUCAUCAGGACAGUCGGAUGCCAUUACAAGGGCACGCCCUGUUCUCUCUGGUACAAUCUACUUAUGUCACUACUCUGCAACACUUGCAUGA